AUGAAGGUGGGGGUGGCUGCGGUCUGUGUGGCGCUGCUGGUGGCAGUGUGCAGCGUUGAGGCGCUGAACAACGGCUUGGGCAAAACGCCGCAGAUGGGCUGGAACAGCUGGAACUAUUUCGCAUGCAACCUCAACGAACAGAUUGUCAACGAGACCAUCGACAAUCUCAUCUCGUCUGGCCUCGCCGCUGCCGGCUACCGCUACGUCAACAUGGACGACUGCUGGGCGGGCUGGCGAGACGACGCGGGCUUCAUCCACCCCGACAACAAGACCUUCCCUAACGGCGUGCGCCCGCUGGCCGACAAGGCCCACUCGAAGGGCCUCCUGUUCGGCCUCUACUCCGACGCCGGCGAGAAGACCUGCGCCGGCCGUCCGGGUUCGCUGAACUAUGAGAAGAACGAUGCGUACACGUACGCCUCGUGGGGCGUGGACUACCUUAAGUACGACAACUGCUACAAUGACAACAUCAGUCCGCUGACCCGCUAUCCCAUCAUGAGGGACGCACUCAACGCCACCAACCGCAAGAUCUUCUAUUCCAUGUGCGAGUGGGGAGUGGACAAUCCGGCCACCUGGGCUCCGCUGGUGGGCAACAGCUGGCGCACCACCGGGGACAUCUCCGCCCACUGGGCUAGCGUCAUGAGCCGCAUCGACCUCAACGACGAGUGGUGGAAGUACGCCGGACCCGGCGGCUUCAACGAUCCCGACAUGCUGGAGGUGGGCAACAAGGGCCUCACGCACACCGAGCAAAAGUCGCACUUCUCCCUUUGGGCACUCGCCAAGGCGCCGCUCCUCAUCGGGUGCGACAUCCGCAACCUCUCGCGCGAGGUCUUUGAGAUCCUGACGGCCCCCGAAGUGAUCGCCAUCAACCAGGACCCGCUGGGCGUUCAGGGCCACAAGGUGUGGAACAAGACCUUCGCCGAUGGCGCGAUCGACGUGUGGGCCGGUCCUUUGGCCAACGGAGACGUUGCGGUCAUUACCCUCAACCGCGCCUCCGUCCAAGCCGUCAUCCCCGUGACCUGGUCGGUCGUGGGCCUCAAGCCCGGCAGCUGGCAUGCGGUGCGCGACGUGUGGGCGCGAAAGGACAUCGGACACUACAACAACGGCUUCACCACCACAGUCGAGCCCCACGGCGUCUUCUUCGCUCGAAUCCGUGCCUGA
This is a messenger RNA of Acanthamoeba castellanii str. Neff, 1158 nucleotides long. RefSeq names its product ribosomal protein S32, putative. NCBI's taxonomy places the organism in Eukaryota, Discosea, Longamoebia, Acanthamoebidae. The record is from RefSeq and is a predicted model, not a curated record. Bases 1 to 1158 code for a protein of 385 amino acids. Gene Ontology annotation, molecular function: hydrolase activity, hydrolyzing O-glycosyl compounds. Gene Ontology annotation, biological process: carbohydrate metabolic process. The transcript is spliced from 10 exons.